AUGUCAGAAAGUCUCAGACCAACAUACUCAGCCACGGAGAUCCGAGAGGCACUUCAGCAAGACGGUCAUCGCAUCUGGGGACUUGUCGUCUACCGCUGCACCUAUAAGAGCGAUGCCGACUGGGAUGAAUUUAUGAAACGUCUACGCUGGUGCACUCGGCGGAGCCUUGAGUUUUACCAGGGACUUGAUCUGAUGGAUAGUCUCGGCCUCACUGUCUUGGAGGACCGGUCUCGUUUCGAUGGAGCGACCACCUCCAUCAUCCGCGACCAUUUCAGACAAUGGGCGGAAACUGCUGUCGAGGCAGAGCAAGGCGCGGGAGCCCGCGCACGCGACUCCCAGCGAUACCGAUACUGCAUUCAGGUGGAUGAAGAUGCAUUAGACUCGGUGGUUCACAGGGCCCCGGCACCUUGGGGCGAAAUACGCGUUAACAAUGUGGGCUAUGUCAACCUUAUUAGCAAGGAGUGGGAGCCGUAUGACCCAGUUGAAUAUAAAGAUGAGGAAGAGAUAGUUGAAGAACCGCCUGAGGAGCCGAUCGAGGGCUGUACACUUCAUGAUGUGGGUUGGAUGAAGGUUCUCUAUGACAGGGUCAUGGUCAGCAAGUAUAACUACCUGCGCAACGACAUGGCAUGGGAGUAUGAGUAUCGUCGGCCUCCUCAGCUCUCGCUCCGUUAA
Molecule: messenger RNA, 672 nt
Organism: Aspergillus pseudoviridinutans
Lineage: Eukaryota; Fungi; Ascomycota; Eurotiomycetes; Eurotiales; Aspergillaceae
Exons: 1
Coding region: 1-672 (223 amino acids)
Source: RefSeq, a predicted model, not a curated record